This is a messenger RNA of Rotaria socialis, 528 nucleotides long. NCBI's taxonomy places the organism in Eukaryota, Metazoa, Rotifera, Eurotatoria, Philodinida, Philodinidae. The record is from the annotation of a GenBank genome assembly.
AUGCAUGGACUACCACUGCAAGUAAAUAUGUCAGCCGGUGCAUGCAUCGCUCUUCUCAUACAAAGAAAGUAUAGUAGAAGAAUCCUGGAAAAAAGUGAAAAAGGAAUUGUUGCGAUGCUUCGAGAGCGAACAUUAUGCACAGUAAAAAUUGCCACCUUUGAUGGAUUAGCUAUGUUAGAGCAAGUUCGUCUAGUUGCUAGUGCGACAAUAUUUAUUAGCGUAAGCGGCUCUGGUGGACACCAAUUUAUAUGGCUACCCGAUGGCGCCGCUUCAUUGCUACUUGUUCAUCGACAUUUAGGAACGGGUGUUAUUGGCCAUGGAGGAAUCGGAGGCGGUGGAUUUCCAGGUAAUGAUCUGUUAUGUUGGAAACAUCCUACAAUUAUGUGUGUUAAUGCUGCGACAACGUCAUUGACAGCGCAUUACUCCAGUGAUGUGGAAGUAGAUCUUCACUCAUUCUCCAUUGCCCUAGACAUGAUUAAACUAUGGCAGCGCCGUGGGAAGUUUGAUCCACGUGAUCCUUCUGAGUAA